Molecule: messenger RNA, 1816 nt
Organism: Monopterus albus (swamp eel)
Lineage: Eukaryota; Metazoa; Chordata; Actinopteri; Synbranchiformes; Synbranchidae
Gene: scrn3
Product: secernin 3
Exons: 8
Coding region: 214-1470 (418 amino acids)
Biological process (GO): proteolysis
Molecular function (GO): dipeptidase activity; cysteine-type exopeptidase activity
Source: RefSeq, a predicted model, not a curated record
GUCAGGAAGUGUGAAUCAUGACAUCACAUACAAACGAACGAGAAUAGAAACUGACACUGUUUGGUAAGACUGGCACAGGAAAGGUUACCAUUUCUUCACGAAUAUAGUCACUGGAUUGCCAUUCUGCCAAACUUAAUAACGGUAACAAUUAACGUUAGGUUUAAGUCUGAACUAAUCUGUGAGGACUAUUUGAAGCCAAGUUUGGGAUUCAAGAUGCACCCAUCCUCCUGUGACACCUUUGUGGCUCUGCCCCCCUCCACCGAGGGGCAACGCAUUAUCUUUGGGAAAAACUCUGACAGACCUUGUGAUGAAGUCCAGGAAGUGGUGUAUUUUCCUGCCAGAAACUAUGAUGCAGGGGAGAAGCUUGAGUGUACAUAUAUAGAGAUUGAGCAGGUUGCCCACACAUAUGCAGUUGUGUUGAGCAAACCAGCAUGGCUGUGGGGGGCAGAGAUGGGUGCAAAUGAGCAUCAAGUGUGUAUUGGAAAUGAAGCGGUGUGGGGCAGAGAGAGUGCAGAUGGAGACGAGGCCCUUCUUGGCAUGGAUCUUGUCAGGCUUGGACUUGAGAGGGCCGACACAGCUGAGAAAGCUGUCAAUGUUAUUACUGGGCUGCUGGAGAAAUAUGGUCAGGGAGGAUCUUGCACGGAGGAUGAGUGCUACUUCACCUACCACAACAGCUUCCUGAUCUCAGACAGGAAGGAGGCAUGGCUGCUGGACACGUCAGGGAAGUACUGGGCAGCAGAGAGAGUGGAAAGUGGAUAUCGCAACAUCUCUAACCAGUAUGGCAUAACAACUAAGAUAGACAGGGAACAUCCAGAAAUGCGGGGAUACGCACAAAGCAAGGGCUGGUGGGAUGGAACAUCUCAGUUCAACUUCGCCACAGUCUAUUCCUUUACAACUACAGCCAGAAUAGAGGCCGCUGGGAGCCGAUACUAUGAGGGGAAGAAGAUGUUGGAAAAGAACAACGGCCACAUCACUGCUGAGACAAUGAUGGAUAUCCUGAGGGAUAAAGAUAGCAGCAUCAACAUGGAGGGAAUGUUCAUGACUACAGGAAGUAUGGUGUCUGUAAUACCCACGAAUCCUGCUCUGCCAGGGGUUCACUACUUUACAGCAACUCCAGACCCUGAAAGGUCUGUAUUCAAACCGUUCGUCUUUGUGAAACACAUCAAUCAGCUGAAGGAGACGACUUCUCCCAGUUAUGGUCCAGAUGACCCUGUAAAGAAGAAACCUCGCUUCCAGAGCAAGCCGAACCGCAAACAUGAGUUGUUUGUGAAACAUGAAGUGGUGGAGGCCAUCAUCGACACCCACAAGGACAGAGGGAAGAAGAUCAUAGAAAGCAUGAGGCAGGCAGAAAAGGAGAAGAUGUCAGAGAUGGAGGAGAUUCUCUUACAUGGUGUUGAGGAACCAGACUUUUUGGUAAAUCUAUUCUCAAAGUCUGUUAAGGCUGAAAUGGCUGCGUACAGCAAAAGCUGAGAGGCUUGUUGGAACCACAACACAGAACUCCAUGGCAUCAGUAGCAAUUUCUCUAGUGCAAGUAUAAACAUGCUUCUGUAAUAAGUCAGAACAUAACUUAUCAUUAUUAAAAUUAUUUUAUAAAAGAACACUCAGGCUGUAAAGUGGAUGGACUAAAUAUUCACUUUUCAUUUAUGUGAAAAAUUCUUGACCAGAAAUACAAGACUUUGUGAUGCAUUAUGAGGGUUCAUUUGUAAAAUUUAUUUUAAAAUAAAUCAAGCUCAUAAAUAGCAGCCUUUGACACAAAUUGUAUUAUUUUUGAGAAGACAAUAUGGGUUGAGUUAAUAUAACAAAUCUUUGCACUUAA